UGAUAAAAUUUAAGUUAAGGUAUGUCUUAAGGAGGUCUGAUACUAUUUUGUGAAAUUGGUCAUUAAUUAGUUUACAUAAAUUAAGAAAUGAAAAUUGAAUUUCGUUGUGGAAACAUUUGUUUAAGUUGUAAAAAUAAAAGGUUGUUAAAAAAAAUAGAAGUAAAAAGAAAGCAAAAGAGAAACUAAAAAUAUGGUCUUUUAUGCACGAGGUCGUGUUAGAGUCAGUAUGGCCGUGUCGGCGAUUGGUAUAUCUCAGUGUAUAAGGAAUCCUAGUUUCUUGUGUCCUCUCUUGUGUCAUCUUAUGUCCUGCAGUUUUGCAAUAUCAUGCAUCAUUUUUGCAUAUCAUGUUGCCUGUGCGGCGCUACAAAAAGUGUAGCACGACACACGGCUGCGUAGCAGGCUUCGUGGAUUUUGUCAUGUCCUUUUUUGAGAGGAACCGUUUUAGCGAGGCGUCAGCGUUGUGGCGCUGUCGCCGUGUGUGGUUCGCAGGAACAGUAUAGGCAGUUAAAAGAACGUAUAGUGAGUCUCUGUAAAUCGACGGCUGUGUUCAGACCGAAACGCACUCCGCUCUAAUGGAACCCGAACGUAAUUCGACAUCAGAAUGGAUGGACAAUGGCGUGCCAUCAUGGAAUUGCAAAAUAAAAAUUUGAUCGAUCUUGUGCGAGCCAUUAAAACAACGGAACCUGGUGCAGGGCAGAGCAAAUUCGUGCACCUACCCAAAUUCAACCCAGAUAAGGCAGGUGCCAUCGCUUCAUCGUGGUGUUCAACGGUGGAAGUAAUAUUACAAGAAAAUACGUUGAAAGGCAGUGCGUUGGUUCUGGCUUUAAGUUCAGCAUUGGAGGGUAGCGCUUCGCAAUGGCUGUCCCAAGUGUGCUAUGCUGAUAUAACCAGGCUCGAGUUCAAGGAAUUCUUCAUACAGCGCUUUGAUACUUUAGAAACACCAGCCGCUAUGUUUCUAAAUAUGCUGACAAAGCGACCGACUGAUGGCGAGUGUCUCGCGCUGCACGCAAGCCGCAUGGUUACAGAACUAACGACGAAAUGGCGUGAAAUGGAGAAAGAAGAAAUUGCUGUGUCCGUGACUCUCGCAUUGCUGGCAAGCUUUGAUAACCGUUUGCAGCGUUUAAGUUUCACAUCAAAUGUUCGAACCAGAAGCGAUCUACAGUCCGAAUUAAAAGCGUUCACAUUUAAUAAAAGGAAAAGUGGCUUUGUGGAGCAUCAAUCUGAAGUUUAUCCAAAACGACAAAAGCAAUCUUUGAUCGAGUGUCAUUUUUGUGGAAAAUUAGGCCACAAAAUGUUUGAGUGCAAACUCAAGAAACAACAACAUCACCUUGCUAAUGACAAAGAGCGACAUGUCAGACACGAUGAACAUCGACGUGAAAAAUCAAAUGUAACUUGCUACAAGUGUGGAGACUGGGGACACAUAUCUACCCAAUGCACAAAGAAGGAAGCUGAUAGGAACAAGACAUUCAGCGUUGCAGUACCUAAGGGAUGCAUGAACCACAGAGGUCACAUUUUUGAAGUCACCUUUGAUUCCGGAGCUGAAUGCUCACUGAUAAAAGAAAAGCUAAGUGCUAAGUUUUCUGGUAAACGAUUAAAUAAUAUUGUUAUGUUAAAAGGCCUAGGCAGUAAUGGAAUAUGUAGUACUGUACAAGUUUUAAGUAACGUUAAGAUUAAUGUCAAUUUUAUUGAGAUUUUGUUUCAUGUAGUAGGCGAUGAUCACAUGCAAAACGAUAUCAUCAUUGGGCGUGAAAUACUUAAGCAGGGUUUUGAUAUUGUCAUUUCAUCCAACAAAUUUACAAUUUCAAGAGCCAAAAUAAUUAAUUUGUGUACCGGUUCUGAGCCAGCCGAUAUUUAUACCGAACUUGACGAAGAAAAUAAAAUAAAACUUAAUUCAUUGUUAGCAAAGUACUCAGAUUGUUUUACAAAAGGCAAUCCAUGUACUAAGGUUAAAGUUGGCGAAAUGAAAAUUAGAUUGUUGAUUGAUUGUUGAUCCAAGAAAAACAGUUCAAAGAAGGCCAUACCGAUUAAGUCCAUGCGAGCGAGAUUUAG
This is a messenger RNA of Drosophila suzukii, 2049 nucleotides long. The record is from RefSeq and is a predicted model, not a curated record. NCBI's taxonomy places the organism in Eukaryota, Metazoa, Arthropoda, Insecta, Diptera, Drosophilidae.